AUGGGUGCUAGGCGUCCUGGCUUUGCACCAUUUGCAGGUGCUCGCAUACACCUGUCUCAUAGAGGCAACUUGCACGAGAUGAUAACUCUUAUACAUCAAAAUCUUCCUCCUGCGGUCUUUUUUCCUGGUGAUGAUGUUGCUUUACUGGUUGACCAUCAUACUGAUAUGCACUUGGACACUGAAGAUAUGUCUUAUGAGGAGCUUCUUGAAUUAGGUGAGCAGAUUGGCAAUGCAAAAUCGGGUUUAUCAGAGAAAACAAUUACUAGUCAAAUGAAGACCAAAACUUAUAUACUACCUACUAAUGCAACUAACUUGGAGGAGGCAGCUUAUAAGGAACAGGAAACUGAUCUCUGCAUAAUAUGCCUGGAAGAAUAUAAGAACAAAGAGAAUAUUGGAAUUCUUCGAUGCGAGCACGAAUAUCACGCAGAUUGUUUUAGGAGAUGGUUACUUGAGAAAAAUGUCUGCCCCAUGUGCAAAUCAGUAGCAUUGACUCCUGGAGAAAAACAAUGAGAUUUACAUGUCUCUCUGUUCCUA
This is a messenger RNA of Glycine soja, 534 nucleotides long. Its product is annotated as probable E3 ubiquitin-protein ligase ZFP1. The record is from RefSeq and is a predicted model, not a curated record. Gene Ontology annotation, molecular function: ubiquitin protein ligase activity. The transcript is spliced from 4 exons. Lineage: Eukaryota; Viridiplantae; Streptophyta; Magnoliopsida; Fabales; Fabaceae. Bases 1 to 510 code for a protein of 169 amino acids. Gene Ontology annotation, cellular component: nucleus.